Echinococcus granulosus is the source of this 3141-nucleotide messenger RNA. RefSeq lists its product as hypothetical. NCBI's taxonomy places the organism in Eukaryota, Metazoa, Platyhelminthes, Cestoda, Cyclophyllidea, Taeniidae. The transcript has 11 exons. Bases 1 to 3141 code for a protein of 1046 amino acids. The record is from RefSeq and is a predicted model, not a curated record.
AUGCCCAAGUCAAGAGAAAUGCCAAUAAUGCUCAUUGACACACAGGGUCUUCACACGCCACUGUCAUUUCUUCUGCUCUCCAUCUUCCUGGGAAGUCUGUAUUUGGUGCUUUUUAUAGCAUUUCUCAUGCUGUGUUUAUGCAAACCCAAACGUGAACAAUUUAUUGUACCAGGGCUACUUUUUCAGGGCCCCAAUUUAUUAAAUUCACGUGCCUCCUCACUGUCAUCAGCUUUAACAGAGGCUGCGAAAUCGUCAACGUCAGCAUUGAUGGUGGAAGAUCCUAGUCUCUACGCCUCACCCACCCGCGAGAACUCAAGAGCCAUUCAUUCUCCAUGUCGUCUUCCUGCCACUGAUAGCAUUCCGACCACAAGAAAAAUACUUAUUUUCCUCUAUGUCUGCUUUCGCGCAUUUACGAUAUUUCUCUUUACAUUCAGUGUAGGGCUAUCAGUGCUGCUAAGCAUUGAAUCAGAGUCGUUUAAAACACUAGUCUCAUGUGUGCAGAAUGCAAAGAGUGACAGAAUUAGAGAGUUAGUAAGUCAAGAGGCAAUACGGCGGACGUUUUCUGCGCAAAAUUCUCGAAGAAUUGCAUCUCCAUGGUUAAAAGAACUUCGACAGAUAGAGAAAGCCUCCGAUAUAGAACUGUCUAGCCAGACAACAAACUUUAUCCGACAGACAUCAGCAUGUGAAAUGCAAGAGUUGCGCGUCUCAGGCGAGGUGGGACUUUCGAUGGCUGAAGUUGCCAGUCUCGUCUCGGCGAGGACUGAUAUGAAUAUAUCUGGAAAUAAACUGUCACAAAACGAUCCUCAAAAUUUUGUUCAUUACAUAGCUAUUGCAAAUAUAACGUGGGAUUACCUAGAAAGUGAAUAUUGGAGUCCCCAUAACAUUUCCAUUCAACGCUAUAUGGAAGAUACAAGGGGCCUUCUUGACAAUCAAAUGGUUCAACACUGGUCCCCAUAUACACUCUUGCUGGAGCGAAUGCUGGACAAUCCCUGGUUGGCGACUGCACGCAGAGCCAUGAAUGCUACAAAUGAUGCACUUCAGAGCCCUGAAAUUGUUCGCUUUAGUGUACGUUCGCCUUCAGUACCCGAAUAUUUUGCCGGACUAACUCCAGCUGAUCCACAAGAAGUUGAAGCCCUCACUUUUUCAGGAUUCCUUGGGAUUCCACAACCCGCCAAUGCUCGUUACGCCGAAGCUCGAAUGUGGAAUAGCCUUCGACAAAAUGUUCACACACUAAAACUCCUCCGAUACUUUGAGAACGUAAAGAACACGGAAUCGUCAGUAUUCACGGCCCAAGUUUUUGGACUUUCACAAUCUCCAGAUCCUUUCAAAUAUUAUACUUAUGGUGAAAACUUUACAACAGAUGAUUUGGAUAGUCUAUCAUCUGAUUUGGCAGCAAGUAUAUUACGGGAUCAAGUGAACCAACGCAGCUUAACAGCCAUUUUAGCAACUGGAAACAAAAAUAAAGUUUCCUCUCUGCGUGAAUGGAUAAAUGUAGCUUAUUUACGAGUCUUUCUACUGGUUCUGGAUGCCUAUCUAAUUGUAUCCCGAUUUUACUCCGCAUGCUGUAAUUUCUGUGCUCUUUGGCUUGGUAAACGUCGACGGGUGUACCACAGCACACAUCAAAAGUUGAACGCUCCAAAGAAAAGGCAGACUCUAAAUGAGCAUCCUAAUGACGCCCUCUUAUUAACGAGCAGUGAAAUAGAGCAACCGAAUUUACCUAAUGAAACCGACCUAUCUGCAUGUCCAACGACGUGCCCAGCUGAAAACAAUGCUCAGAAUAAUAUUUCACCACAUCAGCCGCCACCCUUUGACGAAGCGGGCAAUCAGAGCAUAAAUGCUUUCUCAGACCACACGGACUCCCAAUAUGUUCGUGCUGGCAAUAGCACGCAUGCUUCUGCCACUGUUCCGCACCAUACGAUCACUGCAACUGAGUUGAGCAACGAUCCUGAGGCGGCCGAUUUCACUGAAUUCAAUCGCCGAAGAAGUCUUCCGGCUUGCUGCUGCUGUCUUGAUUUCCACUACUUGCUCAUUCUCUUUGGCAUUUGCCUUAUGAUUGUCGGUUUCGUAAUUAGCAGUGGUGCUGGAAAGGGGCUGGUUAAUAGCUGGCUAUUGAAGAGGAGCGCGCUUCUUUCACGAGUAGAAGCAAUGGAUGAUUAUAGACGUCAUAUGCGAGCGAUGGUCCAUUAUGUCCAGUUGAACUAUCUCAAUUCUCAGCGACUUCUCCUAGAACGCAACAAGUCUGCAAGGCAACUUAGGAGGCUGCAAAGAAUCCAACACUGGUUAUAUUAUGAGAAGGAGUAUAUACUGAGGCGAAAUCUUUAUGAAGUUUGUGCACUCUCCGAGUCAAAAGGUCGAAACCGACAAAGUUUUUACGUUUUGGAUAGCUCCAUCUGUCACCGGAUAAGGCAAGACCAACAACGACGACAACAUUCCCCAUAUUCCAGUAUGGCUUCGCGUAAGCUACAAAAGAGCACGACGUCUUUUAUGUCUUCCCAGGAUCAACUCAAACUCCCGUUUUGCACACUUCUGCCUGUACAGUCUACAGAUGCUGUCAACUCCAGCCUCAGCACACGGGAAAGACAUACGAUAUUAGGGACGGAGAAAUCAACAAGCGUACUAUCGGAACAGGAACUACGCCAGCUUCAUCAAAUGUUUUUUAAAAACUCCGCUUUUGCUGCUUUUCUCACAAGUCUUUAUCGCCUCCUCUUUACAACCCUACUUCUCUCAAUGUGCAUCUGCUGGUUGCUUGCCUGCAAGCACUUGAUUAUGCAGAUGGCGACCCGCACUGUGGCUGUUGUUACUAGCAGGGUGACGGUGAUCUCACCCUGUCCUCCGGGGGUGCGUCGAAUCGAAACUUUCAUCUCUUCUCCGAACAGUUCCCUUUCCUUCCACCGCCCUGUUGUUGAAGGUAUCGCUCCAACUCGACUUAACAUAUGGCACUUCGAUGAUGAUCCCUCAAAAGAUUUCCAGAACCCCCACUACCUUCCAGCUCCAGAUCUUCCUCCACAUGUGCCCAAACACUCAGCUUCUCAUUCGCUUAUGUCGUCAGUAUCCCGCAAGAAAUCAAAAAAGCAUUUUCACUUCAAAGGAAAAUUGAUCCAGGCAAAAACCCAAACUGAUUCUACAGAAUCGCAGGUGUAG